Molecule: messenger RNA, 3014 nt
Organism: Effrenium voratum
Lineage: Eukaryota; Dinophyceae; Suessiales; Symbiodiniaceae
Source: the annotation of a GenBank genome assembly
ACGAGCCACCGGCCAAUCUUGUGCAAUUCGCUCAUAUCGCCCGGUUGCAGCGCGCUGCGGCAUGGAUGGCUAUCAGGAAUGGGGGUCAUUGGGCCGAUUGAGCCGCAGGAGUUCCUCCUCACUGUCAAGAGAGACAUCAAUUGCCUCUCUGACAAUGAUCGAGCUGUCCGACGUGGUGCAGUUGUCAAGCUGGAGAAGACGCUGCUGUCGGGCAGCAAAGCUCCUCCAGAUUAUGUCGCAAAAGUUGUCCUGGAGGAGCUGCACAAACCGCUUUUCAGACUGUUUGCCGACCAGGGCGAGAAGUGCCGCGAAGUGGCGCUCUCGAUGACCAUGCGCUUCGCAGAUCUUCUGCCGGUGCAGGACCUAGAGAACCUUCUUCCGCUGCUUUUAGCGGCGCUGUUGGGGAGAUUUAGGAGCCACCCGUUUCCCGAGCAGAGCGAAGAGCUACGAUUGGAGGCUUUGCGCUUGCUCAACCACCUUUUCGACGUUUGCAAGGAGCGGCUAAACCCCUUUGCAAGCGACGUGCUAGAUGCUCUGUCCAAGGCCUUGACUGACAGCUGCCCCGAUGCCAAGAAGGAAUGCUGCGAGAUCACCAAGAAGGUGAGCCAGUACUUCGACGCGGAGCGGGUCAGCCGAGCCUGCGGUCCUUUGGUUGGCUCACUCCUGGCCAACCUGAAGCACCAGCAGUGGAAAGUGCGGCGAGCCACCUUGGAGAGCAUCGGGGCUUUGCUUCUGCAAGAAGCUCCCAUGAUGGAUCACAUGGAGGAUGUGCUGCCGCAGCUCAAUUUGCUGCUGAGCGACCGGACGGCCGGCGUCCGGCAAAGCCUGGCCGAGAACCUGGAGAGGUGGCUGCUGAAAGGAUUGAGCUUCCGACCGCCAAUGAGUUUUGAUGAUGGGCCCGAGGGUUUCGACAAGUUCGAGUCGCGCCUGGUGUUGCUGCUCCUAGGUGUGGCAGCGGAUGAAGAGGCAGAACAGGUGGGCGCCGUUGCUUUGGGUGGCCUAGAGCGUGUGGCUGCGCUGAAGCACGAGGUUCUCUUGAAGCGUGCCGCAAAGGAACGGGAGCGCGAGGAAGCCAAACAAAAGGCCAAGGAGGCGAGGGAGGCGAAGGCAGGAUACAAAGAGGAGGACGGGGUGGAGCGGACCAAUCCCAGGUGUCAAGAUCCCGAGGUGGUCGCGGCCUUCGACUACACCCAGGUGCUGCCGCUGCUGCCACAGCCCUUCCAGGGUCGCCUACCCGCUCCGCUGACCACCACCUACGUCAAGUUCCACUUGGGCACCAUCCUGCCGCAGGUGCUGACAAAUAUUACACAGUGGACCACUGACAUCAGAGAAGCAGCAGCCCGGUUGCUUCAAGUAGUGCUCGUAAUUGCAAACAAGCAGAUAGCACCCUACUUGGAUGCAGUGCUGGUGCACAUGUACAAGGCGCAGGCAGACGACGACUCAAAGGUGUCACAGACGUCGCUGCUUUGCGCCUCGAUGGUCGGCACUUUCCUGGGGCCUGAGAUGGUGCUGGAGGUGGUGGGCAAACAGCUGGGCCUGAAGCAUGAAGGCGACAGGAAAGGCACCUCCUUUGAUGAGCUUUGGCCACAAGACCGGCAGGGCCGUCAGACGACACGCACCGUGCAGGACGUACUUGCCGGCGUGAAGACCUUUGCGGCCACAACCGCAGAGUCGCGGCGGCAGGUCUUCAUCGUCCUGGCCAGGCUGUUGCACCCGUCCUCGGGCUCUUCGGGCCAGUUCCGGCGGCCUCUGAGCAAGCAGGAGGUGAAGCUGGCGAUCCGCUUCCUGGAGGAGGGUAUCCGCAGUGAGCUUCUCCCUGCAGUGCUGGCUGCGACCGAGUCCUUGCUGAAAGCAGGCGAGGACGCUUGCAUCGACGAGUGGCCCAGAGUCUUCGACGUCUUGCUGCGAAUGAAGAGCGGAGAGGAGUGUAGCGCACAGACCGUGGAUGCAAAUAUCGAUCACCUCGCGCAGCUUCUUGGAAGGUCAAGGCGGCAACUCUAUGAGGAGCAUCUCAGGACCCGCUUGCUUGACCUGCUGCAUGGAGCAGAUGCAGUGCUGUGGGAGGACACUAGUCCAAAUCGCCACAUCCUAGAGACGCUGCUGCGGAAUGCUGGCCCGGCAGUUGCAGAGCAUGUCGGCAGCUUGAUGCCAGUGCUCGCUAGACAAGCGAGCCCAGAGGAUGCCAGCGCGGCGGCCAGAGUUGACCUCCUGGGCCUUGUCCACUUCCUGGUGAACGAAGAGGACGAAGCCUUGGCGUCCGCCAUCCAGGCCAACUCCUUGGCCUUGCUGGAUGGUGUCUUGCUGCCCAACUGCUCCUGGAGGCCUGGCCAGUCGAAUGGGAAGAUCCGGCGCGGUGGCAUGGUCUGCGUUCAUGCACUGCUGCGGCGGCAUUUGGUUCCAUCCACAGUCCUGAACGAGGUGUUUGUGGAUCUUAUGCCGAUUCUCAAGAGCUGCCUGGAUGAUAGUUGGUCUCCAGACAACCGAAUGGUCGCCUGUCUGGUGCUGUCCUGCACCCUCACAGACCUUCAGGCGGAGAUCAACGGGGAACAGCUGCGGGAGGUGUAUCCUGAGCUGUUGAAGCGUUUGGAUGACUCCAAUGACAAGAUUCGAGUGGCGGUGUGUGAGGCGCUGGAUGUCUUCUUCAAAUGCUUGCCACACAACUGGAGUCGGACUCUCUACGAGUACAUCCUCCGCAACCUCUUCGUACACUUGGAUGAUCCGAAUCCCGAGAUCCAGCAGGGCAUCUAUGCAGUGCUCCAGUCGGCUGUACAUCAGGACUAUGCGACCUUCCAGAAGGAAGCGCAGAGUGCUGUGGUCAAGAGCUCCCAUCCGCGGCUGUGCGAAGAAUUGGUUCGCCUAGCUGAUAGCCUGCAGAAGGCCUGCGAUGGCCGUGGCAAACUAAGAAGCUGUCUGAAGCGCCUAGCGUCAGAGCCGGGGUGCCUUCCGGUGAGGUGAAGGGGAAAUGCUUUAAGCUCCCGGCAGGAAUUCGCAGUUAGAUAGACCAGCGCUUGCUC